This is a messenger RNA of Lathyrus sativus (Indian pea), 1773 nucleotides long. The record is from the annotation of a GenBank genome assembly. NCBI's taxonomy places the organism in Eukaryota, Viridiplantae, Streptophyta, Magnoliopsida, Fabales, Fabaceae.
AUGGCGGUCGUACCAUCGGAAGCGGAAUCCUCCGCAAACAGAAAUCCACUCUCACACAUCUAUUUCGAUUACCUCCGUAAUCGAUUAUCCGCUUUCUAUUUCUUCUCCCCGUCGAAAUUUCUCUCAAAUUUCACUUCUCCCUUCAGAUCAUCCCGCCGUCGAGAAUGUCUCCCUCUCCCCUUACCUUCCACCUUUCUCGACUCUUCUAUGAACAACACUAACGCAUCUAGAGUUCAUGCCGUUUUGAAAGAUGCGUUGGAGCGUGUUUUGACGAACUUGCAUCGCAUUCAAAAGAAUCUUCAGUUUUGGCAAUCCAUAGCUGAGAAAUCAGAUAAUAGGAAAGCUUAUUUCAUGGUUUUUGAGAGAGGUCCUCGUGCUUUUAUUGGCGAGACGGUUAAGUUGUUGCGCGGACGUGCUGUUCAAGAUUCUUCCUUACAGAAUCUAUGUCAAGCUGCAUCUGAUCAUGUUAAUGAGAGAGUAUCUGUUCUCAGUUCCUUAAGAUGUUCAUUGGCGAUAUUCUUGGCUCAGAUUUACGUUGAAGUUGAUAAAGUUGGAGAAGAGUUGUUAACAGAUCCAGAGAAUAAACUUCCAUCAUUGUUGGGUACAAUUAAUGAUUUGUUCUCAACAUUAGAAGCUUCAAUUGGACAUCUACAUGCAACGUGUCAGAGAAAUUCUUCUGUUGAUGGGACUUAUUCAAGUCCCCUGAUGUUUGAGGAGCUGCCAGAAAUAAAUCAGGAUGGGUCCCAAUGGACAGAUUGUGGAAUUAGAGAUGCUAUCAAUUCCAUUUACCAUAAUUUAGACAAGCUGGAAUCUUACAUAUGUUUCCUUGUUGUCAAACAUAGAAAACCAAAGAAAAUAACCCAACACUGGGUCCAGUAUGCAUGUGGUGCCGUUGGUCUCUCAAUAUGUUCCCUUUGGCUCUUACGGCAUAGUAGCUUGAUGGGAAGUUCUGAUCUUGAUAAUUGGAUUCAGGAUGCGAAGGACUCAACAGUUGACUUUUUUACGGAACACAUAGAGAAACCGAUUUUAUCCAUCCGAGAUGAGCUUUUUGAGACGUUCAGGGAGAGGCAUCAAGGUCUUAUGGACCUUGAAGAGGUGCGGUUGACUUCCGACUCGCUACACAGAAUGUUGUUGGCUUUCAGUGAGCAGACAAAGGGUCAGAAAUUUCCAGUGAAUGCCUCAGAUCAGAAAAUGCUCGAGAUAGUCAUGGACAGGUAUGAGAAGGAGCUCAUGCAUCCUAUUCAAAACCUUGUCAGUGGAGAGUUGGCUCGGGCUAUGCUUAUUCAGGUUCAGAAGCUGAAACUGGAUAUUGAGACUGCAAUGCUGGAGCUAAACCAAAUUCUACGUGCAAAUGAAAUCAACUUUGCUGUUUUGGCUGCUUUACCUGCCUUCUUUGUCUCACUUUUACUCAUUAUGUUAAUCCGGGGAUGGUUCAAACGGGAUACAAAAGCUGAGGGAAGAGGUAGAAUUGCUCGGAUUCAAAGGAGGCUACUUGUUGCAGAAGCUGAGGAAAGGAUUAUGCAGUAUCAAAAUUAUGUAGAGCAAGGAUCGGAGAGAGAUGCAAAGUAUACGUUUGGGUUGAUACUUUAUAGCUUGGAUCGUCUAUACAGUGUUGUGAAGAGACACGCCGAAGAUUCUGGAGAGUGGCAGCGUUUGCGACAAGAUAUAAUUAAAUUGGCUAGUCCUCGCCUGCAAACAGACACCAAGCUCACUGUGAUGUCAAACUUGAAGAUCCUCUACGACUGCUUGCUUCCUGUUCUCAAAUCUCGGUAG